This is a messenger RNA of Engraulis encrasicolus (European anchovy), 1622 nucleotides long. It is a transcript of the gene igsf5b, whose product is annotated as immunoglobulin superfamily, member 5b. NCBI's taxonomy places the organism in Eukaryota, Metazoa, Chordata, Actinopteri, Clupeiformes, Engraulidae. Bases 107 to 1357 code for a protein of 416 amino acids. The transcript is spliced from 9 exons. The record is from RefSeq and is a predicted model, not a curated record.
ACACACAUGAGCACAGUCCCAGAUGUCCAGAUGUCUGUGCUGCCACUGAAGACUUGACAAGUUAAAAAGGCUUUGACAACAAUGGCAUGACUGUUACCUUGGCAAUAUGAUGUGUGCUGCCCUCCUACUAGUCAUGUUGGCGUUGCCAUGUCAAGGUCAAGAUGUAUCCUCCUCCUCUUCCUCCUCCUCAGCAUUACCCCGUCGGUCGGCGCUCGUGGUGGAGCCUGAGUCCUUGACGAUACUCUCUGGCCAAUCAGCACGCUUCAACUGCUGCACCGCGGCGACAACACCCUGGGAGAUCAUGCUGUGGCACCUUGACGACGCCACUGUCAUGAUCAUCACCAGGGAAAUCGUGAGCACAAACACAACAGUGUUAUCGGCUGUGAACUACUCCACUCCCGAGGGGCCCUGCUGGGAGAUGACCAUAGAACACUUCACCCGUGGCAAUGCCACGCGACCCCGCCAGGUCAGCUGCGAAAUUUUCUUCGGGCCGAAGAUGACGGCUGAGUUGCAUAUACAAGAGACUGGCAGUGUGGAGCUGAGUGGUGGCAACCUUGACCUCGGUCUGGCGGGUGUCCCUGGCAUAGGUGGCGAUGGUGGCAAUACCGUUGGUGAGGCGAACGGGAUCAUGUCUGUGUCAGUACCCAGUGGGCAGCUGGUGCAGUUCCAGUGUGAGGCUAAUGGCUGGUUCCCUGAGCCUGCCGUGGACUGGCUACUCUCUGGAAAACCCCUCAGCCGAACCAACACCACCAGCACCAGCAUCGGUGAAACGGACCGGAGCUGGAACCAGGACCAGGGCCUGUACAACAUAACAGACACCCUGACUUUGGACUUGUACCGGGGGCUGUACAAUGCCACGAGCACGCUCCUCCUGGUGGCUGGUCCUGGAAGUGACGGUCGCGUGGAGUGCCGGGUGUCUGUUGCUGCCAUGGAGACUCCAUUCAGCAGAGAAUUCGGGCUGUCUAUCGUGGCUGUGGUAGAUGAGGCUACAGAUGAGACGGUGGUGAUGGUGGUGUGCUGCGUGAUGGUCAUCCUUCUGUUGCUCCUCAUCACCACUGGAGUGCUAGUCUACCUCAGGAGGAGACCAUCGGGAAAAGGGCCCUCUCAUCAAGACUCUGUGAGGAUAGAUCAUCACCCUAGUGAGCAGAACUCUGUUGCAGAGGAGACAGAUGGGACGGUGAACGCUGGAUACUCCUCAGAAGGCCUCUCGAGCUUCAUCGACACUGACUUCAGUGUGAGCACGGCGAGUCGUAGGAACAGUGCCAGCACAGUGGAGGUGCGUCCUCCACCUGCCCAGCAUAUAGCAAAUGCUUUCGUCCACCACGCCAUGGUUGUGUACAACAUCUGGAGAGGUUGAUACGCAUGGCCUCCAAGAUCAUUGGCCACAGUCUUCCCACCAUAGCCUUACACUACAACACCAGACUUGCCAGGAAAGCCAAAAAAAUCACCUCUGACCCUAUACACCCAACACACCACCUAUUCAUACUCUUGCCUUCAGGGAAAAGGUACCGCAGUAUCCAAUGCAGCACCACAUACUCUAGGGACAGUACUUAUCCACAAGCCAUCCACCACUUAAAUAUGCACUAGCACUUUACAGCUACUCCACUAUCUGGCCUUCAUAU